This is a messenger RNA of Aphis gossypii (cotton aphid), 2102 nucleotides long. Its product is annotated as pickpocket protein 19-like. Gene Ontology annotation, molecular function: ligand-gated sodium channel activity. Gene Ontology annotation, biological process: sodium ion transmembrane transport. The transcript is spliced from 13 exons. The record is from RefSeq and is a predicted model, not a curated record. The coding region runs from base 565 to 2067 and encodes 500 amino acids. Gene Ontology annotation, cellular component: membrane. Lineage: Eukaryota; Metazoa; Arthropoda; Insecta; Hemiptera; Aphididae.
AUUUAUAUUUUUGUCAGUUGUUAUAAUGAAUCACAGCGCACUCCAGUGUAGUUGUUUAACUUAUAUUAUCUCCUAACUUUUAUAAAAUACAAAAAGUAUUGAACUUGUAAGUCUUUAAGCUAUAAAAGAAUUUGGCGUGAUAGGGAAUUAUUUUAAUAAAAGUGUAUUUAUCCUAAAAAAAUAAAUGUUUUUUAAAGCGUUUUACUUUUAUCUAUUAUCUACUAUUGAAGAAUAAAAUACUUACGUAUAAUUUGCAUUCGGUGAACUCAUGUAAAUUUCAUAAAAAAUGGUAUUAUUUCGUAUACCCUCGUUACAUUGUCACAUAUUGUAUAAUGAUUAGUUUGACAGAUAAAUAACAGUGAAAGAGACAUAUCAUCGUCGGACAAGAGUUUGAAGAGUUUGAAAGAAAACGUUAAUGUAAAUGCGUUUACGAUAGACCUGUAACAAAAAGUUUUACAUUUUAAAAACUUUUUUGAUAACAGACAUAUUCUCAAUUAUUGCAGGAAUCUACACUCAGCGUACAUAGACAAAAACGCAUUAUAAUACGAAGUUUGUCAUUUAAAAAUGGAUCGACGCCGAAAACCUAAGAAAAAGUUAAAAGAUUUCGGUAGAGAGUAUUUUUUGAACAUUUCUGUCAAUGCAUUAAAACACAUAAUCCGAGCCAAAAACGUCGGCGAACGAAGAUUUUGGCUGGUAAUGUUCACAAUCGCCUUAUUUGGCACCGGAUUUUGUGUCUUGGAAGUAUGGAAAGUCUACGAGUCCAGUUUCACCAAAACCAUUAUAUUGUCUACAUCAUAUUCGUACGCCCAGACACCGUUUCCUUCAGUGACUAUUUGCGAACCGAGUAGAGUAUAUGGUCCCGCUAUCAAAACCCUGUAUAACAAUUCUUUGGACCGACCAGGUUCAUAUGACGAAGCGGUUUUCAAAAUAAUGGCAAGCUUAGCUACUAUCCGUUUACCAUUGUUCGAAGAUUUUAUAGAAAUAAAAAAUUUUGAAAAACACUACGGUGAGCUCAACAAACUCAACAUCAGCGAUAUGCUAUUGAAGGCGGUCCGUCCGUGCGAUACCAUAUUCGACUCACUAUGCUGGUGGCGUAAUAGUUAUUACAACUGUUGCGAUCUCUUCGAAAUCCAAAAAACCUGUUACGGUUACUGUUACAGUUUCAACUCUGACGUAUCCGAAUACAGUAAACGAAAAACGCAGUUUUACGGGAUGCACGGAGACUUGAAUAAGUUCUGGGUUGAUGAAGAUAAACAGGGUAUAUUCAGGAGACCAAGGAGGACUGGUGGAAAUGGUCCGUGGUCUGGAUUGUGGUUUUCCAUGCGUGCUCAAAAGAUUCCACCCUAUAUCAACGCCAAAAGUGGAUUAGUGGUUAUGAUUAGGGAUCCGAGUGCUUUGCCGAUUGAUCGAGGAAUGAUGGUGGCCAAAGGUACCAGCGGCUAUAUAAAAGUGUGGGGUGAUAAGGUGAUUCCGACAAAACGUCUCAUACGUGUGAAACCCGAAAAAAGACACUGUCUGUACCCCAACGAAAAGACCUACUUGGGACGAGGCUAUUUGAGGUCAAACUGUUUAUUCAACUGUUACCAACGGUUUAUGUUUCAUGAUUGCAAGUGCGUGCCGAGUUUCUAUUAUUUUCACUACGAAAAAGAUCUUCCCUAUCCCGAGUGCAACGUAGAAGGACUCGUAUGCUUAGCUGAACAUUCAUUAAGCUUCAUCAACAUCGUAGCCCGUGACAAAAAUUUAUCUUCAAAUCUCAGAUGCAACUGUCCAGGUGAUUGUCACAGUCAAAAGUACCAGUCUAACAUCGUUGUGCUAAAUGAAACAUCGCGCGCUGACCAAAUUACGAUUGACGUUUUCUUUCACAGGUCUACGUGUUUUCUGUACGAAACGGAUUUAGUGUUUGACUUUAUGAAUGCUUUGGUUGGCUAUGGAGGAGUUUGUGGACUUUUUCUCGGCGCAUCGUUGAUCAGUGCUGUUGAGUUUAUAAAUUUUAUGACGUUUCGUUUGUAUGAUUAUUGGUUGAACCGUCGAUCUCGAAACAAAAUUAUCCAACGUUUCAUUCAUUGAAAUUUUUAUCAGUUACAGUCAAUUUUUUAAUUAAA